Episyrphus balteatus (marmalade hoverfly) is the source of this 1347-nucleotide messenger RNA. RefSeq lists its product as uncharacterized. The transcript is spliced from 3 exons. Lineage: Eukaryota; Metazoa; Arthropoda; Insecta; Diptera; Syrphidae. The coding region runs from base 1 to 1347 and encodes 448 amino acids. The record is from RefSeq and is a predicted model, not a curated record.
AUGAUUGCUAAUGUCAACGUUAUAAUGGAAACUGCUUCAGAAGAAGUUCUUUUUUACACAUUUUUUCCAUAUCAAGAAUUUGCAUGUCGUUCAACGAUACCUGUGCUCACUCAUCGUUUCAAUGAUAACUUUGUCCAUCUUGAUGGACCAUUUUUUCCCCCCAAAGAUGUCAACUUUCAUGGAUGUCCUCUUCGAGUUUUGACGACAAAUGAAGUAAUUCUUAACUUGGCCAACUAUAAGAAACCCAAAGCCCUACAAAACUAUGGAAUGUCCAUUUUUGAAGCCAAAAUGCUAAAAGAAUUUACUUCAAGAAUGAAUUUUAUGCCUGAAGUUUAUGAAUGGGCUCAUUUAAAAUCUCCUGAUUCUGAACUUCCGAUCACUGAUGGAAAAAUUGAUGUUCUGCUGAGUUACAUUAGAAAUAGUCCAAAGAAAAAUUAUUUGUACUCAAAAACCGUACCGUACUAUUUUUCAUGGAUGGUAAUAGCUGUUUACCCCCAGUUUAACAAAUUUCGGACGCAGGCUUGGAUCGUGGCACCUUUCAAUUUCACAACAUGGAGUUUCCUAAUAGCAUCGUUAUCCUUGAUAACUAGUUGCAUAAUUUUAGCAAAUACUCGUCGAGUUAAACAAAUUUUUAGUUUAAUUCGACAAAGUGAUAGUCAACUAGGAGGCCUUGACGUUAUAUCACUUGUUAUUGGAGGAUCUAUUGAGCACUUGCCAAAAAAAAUUUUCUUACGAUUUUCAUUGACAGCCUUGAGUUUGGGAACAUUGGUAAUUCGGACAGCAUAUAUUGGUAAAAUCUAUGAUGCAUUUCGAGGUCAGACCUUGUUGAUACCUCCGCGAAGUUUAAAACAACUCUUUGCUGAAAACUACACAAUCUUGGCAACAUACUAUUACAAAUAUAUUGUAGAUGACCUAAGUAAAAAUAUUGACUAUCCAAAUUUUAAAGAAAUUAUAGAUGUGACGAAAAUUUUUGACUUAUUGGCUGGUGACAAAAAAGAAGCUUUGGUUACAACAUUUAUAACAGUUUAUACAUUUUUUCCGGCAAAUGCAAUUAAGAAAUUACAAAUGGAAUCAGUUUUUGGAGAACAAAAUUGUAUAUUUUUCCAAAUGCAUUCAUUUAUAUUGCCAAAGUUUAAUGAUAUCAUAGUGAGAUUGGAAGAAGCUGGUAUAUUGAAUUAUUUUCAAAAAGGAUUUAACAAAUUGAACGAUGGAGAUUUGAUAAAUAUUCAAGGGAAUCAAGAACCAGAAGUUUUAUGUGUUGAAAGUUUUGAUGUGACAAAGGAUGAAUUCCUUUUGACUGGUGAAAUAGGCGAUGUUGAAGAGAUGGUAGAACCCUUGCGGGACUAA